Molecule: messenger RNA, 2082 nt
Organism: Apodemus sylvaticus (European woodmouse)
Lineage: Eukaryota; Metazoa; Chordata; Mammalia; Rodentia; Muridae
Gene: Pltp
Product: phospholipid transfer protein
Exons: 16
Coding region: 423-1895 (490 amino acids)
Biological process (GO): high-density lipoprotein particle remodeling; phospholipid transport; ceramide transport
Molecular function (GO): phosphatidylglycerol binding; phosphatidylethanolamine transfer activity; phosphatidic acid transfer activity
Source: RefSeq, a predicted model, not a curated record
GAGUGAGAGGUCCCAUAAGGAGGCACUCUGCGCUGGAUGAGGAAACUGAGGCUCCGCAGCCACGUGAAGGAGUUUGCUGAAAGAGCGUGCAGGAAAAGCUGUGUGAUCGGACUUCGACCGCAGUGGCCGGGCAAGCCGCUUUCUACACUUUUCUCGCUCUUUCAGGAGCGAGUCCCCCACUUGUCCAGACAGCAGCCAGGCUUGUCACAGGCUCGGUACUGCCCCUCCACCCUCCUGACUGCCAGCGUCCCGCCCCGUCCCCUCCCAGCCCCCGGGGAGGAGGGGAGAACAGCGGCGAGGAGGGGGGUCGGAGGCCCAGACUUAUAAAGGCUGCUGGACCCGCGCUACCCGCCAGACCCCGCCGCCCGGAUCCCCGGCUCUGCCUGUCGCCCCACGUGACCGCGCUACUAAGCUUGGUCGCCAUGGCCCUGCUCCAGGCCCUCUUCCUAGCGCUCCUCGCAGGUGCCCACGCCGAGCUCCCGGGCUGCAAGAUCCGGGUCACCUCCGCGGCUCUGGAGCUGGUGAAGCAGGAGGGGCUGCGCUUUCUGGAACAAGAGUUGGAGACCAUCACCAUCCCAGACUUGCAUGGCGCUAAGGGCCACUUCUACUACAACAUCUCGGACGUGAAGGUCACUCAGCUGCAGCUAAUAUCCUCGGAGCUCCACUUCCAGCCGGACCAGGACCUGCUGCUGAACAUCUCCAACGCAUCCUUGGGGCUGCACUUCCGGAGACAGCUACUCUACUGGUUCUUCUAUGAUGGGGGCUACAUCAAUGCCUCGGCCGAGGGCGUGUCCAUCCGAACAGGUCUGCAGCUCUCCCAGGAUCCAACAGGUCGGAUUAAAGUGUCCAAUGUCUCCUGCGAGGCCUCUGUGUCUAAAAUGAACAUGGCCUUCGGGGGAACCUUCAGGAGGAUUUAUAACUUUUUCUCCACGUUCAUCACUUCUGGGAUGCGGUUCCUCCUCAACCAGCAGAUCUGCCCUGUGCUCUACCAUGCUGGGACGGUGUUACUCAACUCCCUCCUGGAUACGGUGCCGGUGCGCAGCUCUGUGGAUGAUCUGGUUGGGAUCGAUUAUUCCCUUCUGAAGGAUCCCGUGGUCUCCAACGGCCAUCUGGAUAUGGAAUUCCGGGGAGCAUUCUUCCCUCUGAAGGAGGACAACUGGAGUCUCCCCAACCUGGCAGUGGAGCCUCAGCUGGAGGAUGACGAGAGAAUGGUAUACGUGGCCUUCUCUGAGUUCUUCUUUGACUCUGCCAUGGAGAGCUACUUCCAGGCUGGCGCGCUGCAGCUGACACUUGUUGGGGACAAGGUGCCAAGUGAUCUGGACAUGCUUUUGAGGGCCACCUACUUUGGGAGCAUUGUUCUCCUGAGCCCGACAGUGAUUAACUCCCCACUGAAGCUGAAGUUAGAGGCCAUGAGCCCUCCACGUUGUACCAUCAAGCCGUCAGGCACCACCAUCUCUGUCACCGCCAGCGUCACCAUCACCUUGGCCCCGCCCAUGCUGCCUGAAGUGGAGCUGUCCAAAAUGAUCAUGGAAGGCCGUCUCAGUGCUAAGUUGACGCUCCGGGGCAAGGCUCUGCGAGCGAAGCUGGACCUUCGGAGGUUUCAAAUCUACUCGAAUCAGUCUGCACUGGAGUCUCUGGCACUGAUCCCACUGCAGGCCCCACUCAAGACGCUGCUACAAAUUGGAGUGAUGCCUUUGCUGAACGAGCGUACCUGGCGUGGGGUACAGAUCCCCCUCCCUGAGGGUAUCAACUUCGUGCGUGAGGUGGUGACCAACCACGCAGGCUUUGUCACGGUUGGGGCUGACCUCCACUUUGCCAAAGGUCUUCGAGAAGUGAUUCAGAAGAACCGUCCUGCCUAUGACGUUGUCCCUUCACCCUCCGCUGCAGCUGCCUGAACCCCUCACCUGAUGGGCACCUGGCGUUCAGGAACUGAAUGAACUGCGUCUUCUCGGCACCCCCUACCCACCCCUUCCCAUCUGCAGCCUUAGUGGUCCCGGUGUCACAGAGCAGAGCCCAGCUGGAAGUUAUGCCCGAUUUAAUUCCAUAAUCAGUCAACCAUCAAUUACAAUCCAUCGACCCCUC